AAAAGAAAAGGAGAGACAACAACAGAGAAGAAAGUCCACUCAGAGGAGGGAGAUGAAGACCUUCAGUAGCCAAAGCCAGCCUGAGCAGCGCGGAGCCCUCUGCACCCUGCACAGCCUCAGCAGCGGCGCUAUGAGUCCCCUCAGCACGGCCAGCGUCACCCUGGCAGUCCUGUUCAUCCUCACCAUACCAGCCUCUACAAGUGCCCCAGUCAGUCUUCAGCAAGUCACAACAGACCAGAGGCAGCUACUUCGUCAGAUAGACGCUGUUUGCUCAUCCUACCUUUCUGCAGGCCUGAAGUACUGGACAUCAGAUGUCAUAGGAGAACUCUGUAUCUUGAUGUUGGUUCAGAAGUCAAAGGAGCUGAGAGUUCAAGAAAACAGUAAAAGGUUUUCAUUUCACUAUGCCAGACCCCAAGACUAUCUCUUGUCACAGGGCGAGAACUCUCAGUUGCACCCUCUUCUGCAUCUCGUUUCUCAGCUCCAUCCCAGAAGAGAGAGAGGACUCGUAAUGAGCGCUGAACUCCAGGGACCUGGCGGAAUUGAAAGCAGGGGCUACUUCCUCUAUCGGGUAUGUGUGCGUCAGGUAGUGACAGGAAGUAAAAGCUGCACAUUAAAUAACAGAAAUUAUAAGCUUCUCUUUGCUCUUAUAGCCACGAAAUGGAAAACGGUCUUUAGAAUAUGAAUAAAAGGAAAAGAAACUCCGCCUGCGUGUGUACAGAGACACGGACCCGCGCUGCACGAUGACUGAGUGAUCCCGACGCCUGCCACUGCCCUUUGACUCUGCUGUACAUUGAUGUUUGAAACUAUACAAUGAAUGCCAAUUAAACUACCAUUCAUUUGUCCAGAUUUUAUUUUGUGUGAUUCAUUUAGGUUGCUCAAGUGUGAGUCGUGACAUAUUAUUCUGGCGUCAGUCUUUGUAUUUGGAACAAGUUGGAGGAAAAUACACAAAACUAUACACUUUAGCAUAAAAGUAUAUUGAUGUUGAAUUGUUUGGAGUCUCUUCUCCUUUGGUUAAAUAAUUUGUUUGUGACAUUAUUUGCAGAAUUUGUAAGUUAAAUAUGCAGUUAUUAUUACCAGCAGUAGAUGCCGCCAUCGUUCCACUGCUAAUGUGUGUUAUAUUUACAGAAUAAGAUUGUUUAUUGGUGAGAUUGCCAACAGAGUUGUGUCUACAAUCAUUUGACAGCCUCUGCAAACUAAGUUUACUGCCAAUUUCCAAAAGCGGUCAGUUGUUUACUAUUAUAAGUAUGAGUAAUAUUACGCAGAUUUUUCCCAAAUUCAAAUGAGUACUGCAGUGACAAAAAAUAUUCAUUUAUGAAGAAUGCAAUUCUUCAAAAAUGCCCACAUGUAUGAAUUUGGGUUGUUUUCAGACAAUCGAGGACUUUGUUAGUUGUAUUUACCGUGCUUUAGAUAGUACACCGCCAAUACCUGGCCUGUUAACAUUUCACUGAAUACAGUUGAAAGCAUAAAGUCAGAUGUGGAACAGUUACUAUGCCGCUUGGGUCUGACUGUUGUUUCAAAUUCAAUCGUAGCACUUUUACUUUUUGGGGAAUGUUUUUAAAAUUAGUCUAUGAAAAACCCAUGUAAAGAAGGUGUGCCAGAAAAU
Messenger RNA from Poeciliopsis prolifica (blackstripe livebearer), 1603 nucleotides. It is a transcript of the gene nmu, whose product is annotated as neuromedin U. Lineage: Eukaryota; Metazoa; Chordata; Actinopteri; Cyprinodontiformes; Poeciliidae. Bases 53 to 682 code for a protein of 209 amino acids. Gene Ontology annotation, molecular function: neuromedin U receptor binding. Gene Ontology annotation, biological process: regulation of smooth muscle contraction. The record is from RefSeq and is a predicted model, not a curated record. The transcript is spliced from 9 exons.